Molecule: messenger RNA, 664 nt
Organism: Periconia digitata
Lineage: Eukaryota; Fungi; Ascomycota; Dothideomycetes; Pleosporales; Periconiaceae
Source: the annotation of a GenBank genome assembly
AUGGAGCGAUCGAGCCCAAUUUUACAUGCCGUCACCGUAGCUCAAACUGCGGAGGUCAACGAGUAUACACGAAUUGUUCGGCUUGACUUUGACGCGAUUGCAAAGGGUGCAAAUUUUCUACCGGGUCAAUGGCUUAAUCUUCAUCUGAAAAACUCGGGGCUUUCAUGUCGGUGUAGUAUCAUAUCAGCACCAAGCGCGGCAUUGGCAGCUGAAGAUAUCACGCUGGGGUCUAAGCCGCACAUUGAAGUCAUCAUUCAAAAUGCACCUACCCCACUGAUACAGUCAUCGCAGGCAGGAAUUUUCCUGCCUGUCGGCACGCAGCUAAAUAUCUCUUUCGGUGGAAGCUUUGUAUGGCCACCAAAUAGUGUAGGCACCGCCUCCAUAACCAGAGUUGUGUUCCUUGCUGGAGGUGUCGUCCACUCAUAUCUAUCUUAUCACACAUGCUUGAGACAAAUACAGCACCAGAAGAGAUCCACUUUUUGUAUGCCUCCAGUGUCAAAGGGUACUACGAUAUCUCACAUGUUCUUGGACUUGAGCAGCUAUUGAGUAUCAGCAAGGCACACAAGGGGAGAUUCUAUCUUUACCUUUUCUUUGGUUCCUAUGUCAGUAGAACGUUGAUGGAGGCUGCGGUUCCGCGGCAAAGUUUCGAACCACGAGUUAUCAU